This is a messenger RNA of Uranotaenia lowii, 1422 nucleotides long. RefSeq lists its product as uncharacterized. NCBI's taxonomy places the organism in Eukaryota, Metazoa, Arthropoda, Insecta, Diptera, Culicidae. The transcript has 5 exons. The record is from RefSeq and is a predicted model, not a curated record. Bases 1 to 513 code for a protein of 170 amino acids.
AUGAAGAAUGGACCACUGCUGAUUCCACCCCAAAUUCAGCGGUUAGUUUAUCUUCGGCCCGAUCUUCAGCGGCAACUACCAGUCGGAUGGCGAGGAAAGUCAGCAACGAGACUUGCUUCCGGAAGUCAGCUCACGAAGAAAUGCCUCUAUGCCAGACUGUUUUUGACAUCUGAGUUCAUCGAAGGGAAAGCUUGGCCCACGAUAGUACGGAAGGCCUCGUCGGUGCUCAUCAGCAGUUUGUUUGAGUGGCGAGCGCGUUUCUAUCGGUUCCGUCAUGACGAUGUCAACUUGACCAAGUUCCCGGACGUUUUCCUGGCAUGCCUGAAGCCAUGUGUUCAUGAUUCCAAUGGAGGCAUCGCUAACGACGCCCUCACCGUGGGCCAGUUUCUGGAUGAGGGGCCGGAGAAAAAUCGUAAAAAAAUGAGCCGGGAGCUGGAAUCGAAACUCCAAGAGCAGAAGAGCAAGCUGAAGGAAGAGAUGCGCGACAAGGAGGAAAGGCUGCGAAUGGUUUAGGAAAUCAUUAGCACCCCGGUUGGGAAAGUGGGUCGUUCCAACAGCGUUGCCGAAUUGGUCACACCGGUUACUAGCCGGAUUACUUCAACGAAUGCCAAUGGAGUCCUCUACACUCCAAGAACGACGAGAGGCGUAGCAGUGGCCAAUCCCCGUCAUCGGAGGUCUCGCUUCACGGGCGAACUUUGGCUGGAACACCGUGCUGCAAAUCCAGUGCCACUGGGAACGAUUCUACGUCCCUACUUCACCAAACGGAAGUCGGUUACCAAACUGAGCGAGGUUCGGGACGUUACCCACGCGAAAGCCUCCAAGUACUGCCUCAUUUACCAGGAGGCUGAUACCGAGGGGGAAGUCGGGACAAAGAUUUUCAAGGGUGACGUGAUUCCGACAACUACCGGCCAGAAAUUUGUUUCGCCAACCACUGGACAUAUUUUUACAACAGAAAAAUAAAAAUACCUCUACUGGAAUCACUCCGAGAUACGAAAAUUGACCACGUACAUAAUUCGCCCAAUUUAGUCGGAUGAUUCUAUACUAAGCGGUCAAUCAAUCCGGCUAUUUAGUUGGAUUGGAUAGGGUUUUAGGAAAACAAUCGAUUUUGGAGGUCAAUCAAUUCGGCUAUUUUGUCGGAUUGAGUUGGGUGGUAUGGUAGGGAGAAAAAUCAAUUUUUGCAGUCAAUCAAUCCGGCUAUUUAGUACGAUUUGGUAGGGUGGUAGAAAAACAAUCGAUUCUUGUGGUCAAUCAAUUCAGCUAUUCAGUCGGAUUGAGUUGGAUGGUGCGAAGAAAAAUCAAUUGGUACACUAAUUAAUAUUGCUAUUAAAUAUGGCUACGUAGGUUUAUUUAACUAGAUCAUGUAACUAAUAAACCUAUUUAGUCGGGUGGUCAAUACUAAAUAGCUCGUUUGAUACCCCUAUU